UCUCAUUUCAUUUCUUCAUCAAUUCUCUCUUCUUCAUCUCCCUUGCCCUAACUAAAGAUGGAAACCAAUAUGAAGAUGAAACAAUCCAAAGAAUCACAAUCAAGUUUGUGGAAUACUCACAUUAGUUCCAUGAAUUCUAAGCCACUAGCACAACAUCUUGAAGAGAUGGGCCAGAGUGUCAAGCAAAUGCUGAAACUGAUGGAAGAUGGCGAGUCUUUGUCGAAGAAGGCUGAAACACAUAGGCCAGAGUUGGCUACUCACAUUCAGGAAUUCUAUCAUUUGUAUCAGUCUCUGGCAGAGCGCUAUGAUCAUUUCACAGGAGAAUUACAAAAGACUAUACCAUCGGAUUUCCAACUGCAGGGUUCUGGCAAUUCUAAAUCUGGCUCUAGCCAAGGAUCUCCACUUCUAACUCCUGAUCAAAAGCUGGGUUUACAUAACUCUGGCCAUCAAGCUGCAUCUUCCAGCUCUGGCGGAAGCUCUGAUUUUUCUAUGAAGGAAGGAACUGGAUUAUCUUCUUCCUCAUCAUCAGACACAGAGUCAGAAUCUUCUAACUCCAUCAAAUUUUACUCCGCUGCACCUGGGAAAACAGAAGGCAAGGGAUUCCAUGAAAAGAUUAUUGGGCUGGGAACUGAGCUUCCAAGCAUGAAAGAGAAGCUCCAGGUGGCUGAGGAAGACAAUGCAGAUAGUUUCUUGGAGGUGAGAGAAGAUGGGAAUUACGAAGAGUUACUCAAAAGAGUUAUCAAGUAUGAGGAGAAGCUAAGAGUUUCAAACCUAAGACUCCAGUUGUCAGAAGAAGAAGUUGCCAAGUUGAAGAAUGAGCUUCAUGCUCAGAUUGAGUCUGCGAAGAGAGAUAUCGAAAUGAGGGAGGCUGAUCUUGAGACGGAGAGAGGAAAAGUAUUUGAACUGGAAAACUAUACGUUUGAAUUAGAAACUUGUGUUUCGGACUCUAAGUUGAAGAUUGAAAGGCUGAUGCAAAAGCUUGAAGUAAGUAGAGAAAGGCUCCAGGAAUCAGAUGAGGAGAUCGAACGAUUGAAAAAAGAACAUGCAAGUGAAAUUGCUGAGCAUACUUAUAAACUAAAAGGACAGCUUAAGUUGGCUCAAGAAGAUGUAGUCAUGCUGAAGGUUAGUCUUGAUUCUGAGAGAAGUCAGGUUUUGAAGUUGCAAGAGACAAUUGCAAAAUACGAAGGUGAUUUAUCUGUCUAUGAUGAUGAGAUCCGGGAUUUGAAAGUUGCACUGAAUGAUGCGCAAGAAAACUUCUCUUUGGAAAGAGCACAGCUGCAGUGUAAUGUAGCUAGCUUGUUAGAGAAACAGACCCUUGCAGAUGCAAAGCUCAAAGAAUUGGAGUUGCAAGGCAAAGUUUUGGAGGAUACGAUAAAGCAAUGUGAAAAUGAGAAGAUGGAGAUGAAAGGCUUGCAUGAGGCCCAACAAAGUGGGAUGCAAAGUGAGAUCAGUAAAUUGAAAGUAGAAGUUGCUGAGAGAGGUAGCCAUGUUGAAGCUUUGAACAAAAACCUUGACAGUCUUAAAUUGAAAUAUGACAUGCUUAUGGCAGAAAAAGAUGAGAUUAAUGCAAAAGUAAACACACUGAGGGCAGAGGUGAGUUGUCGAGAUGAUUGCAUUAGGCAAAAGGAUGAGCUUUUGCAAAGGGUACGCAUUGAUCAUGCACAACUGAUGGCUGGAGCUGGAACCACAAAGAAGGUAGUUGAUGAGUUAAGAGUGAGAGUGAAGGAGCUGGAGAAAGAGGUAGACGAGCAGAGAAAUGUGAUUUUAGAUGGGGCAGAGGGGAAAAGAGAGGCAAUACGGCAGCUAUGUUUCUCGCUGGAGCAUUACAGGAGUGGGUAUAAAGAACUUCGUCAAGCAUUUAUUGGGAACAAGAGGCAUCAAGUUAUUGCUGCAUAAUUUCAGUUAAGCUCAGUAUUGUUGUAGUAAGUUUGAAAAGACUGAUUUGUGUAUUUGAUUUUAUGUUGUAUGUUAUUUAAACUUUAUACAUGGUUAAUUAGUUGUGGAUAUUUGCUUGUUAUGGGAAUUUUUAUGUCUUGUGUUAGUUGUUUAUCAAUUUAGAGCUUAAAG
Molecule: messenger RNA, 2067 nt
Organism: Pistacia vera
Lineage: Eukaryota; Viridiplantae; Streptophyta; Magnoliopsida; Sapindales; Anacardiaceae
Product: protein NETWORKED 4A
Exons: 3
Coding region: 58-1896 (612 amino acids)
Cellular component (GO): vacuolar membrane
Molecular function (GO): actin binding
Source: RefSeq, a predicted model, not a curated record